UGUUAGCCCCGUAUCCUGACCCCUCGCGGCCGCUGUUCUUCAGCUGGGGGCCUCUCCGCUGCAGAGCCAUGAGGGGGGAAUCUCACUCGCUCGCUGUGAACGUCCACCCCAGCCAUUGGCAUUUCCAUGGUCUCUCCAGACCCUCCUUGCAUUUCGUGGCAGGGGUGAGAACUGGAUGCGCCCGUAGCAAAACACACUCCGUCGAAGGAAACAGCGAGAACCCGGGGUAUAACCACUACCCUCGGAAGCACAUCGCAAACCUGUGCAAGGAGAGAGGGCGAAGCGUUGGGAAGUUCAACAAGGUGCAGCUGACUGCGGGCUGGAGAAGGGUGACGGGACUCAGCAGCAGGUUCCAGACCCCGGCGGGGUUUGAUGCGGGUCCGAGCGUGACAGACGCAGCAGCAGGGCGUCCUCACGGCCCGGUUCCCCACCAAUAGAUUUGAAGCGGUGGGAGUUAGCGUGGAAAGCAAAGGUGCUAGCAGAUGAUGAGGGGGAACCAGAUGGCUGUGAGAAGCAGCAAAAACGUGAAGAAACGCGUAAAAGCAUGAUCUGGAGAUGUGGAGGGGCAAGAGAACCCACCAAGGAGUCUACGGCACUGUGAUGCAUGUGAACCGCGGGAACCCGGCCGGCCAGGAGGUGCUGGUGGAUUCAUGGCCAGAGUUCAAAAUCGUCCUCACCCGGCCAAACAGAGAAGUGGCGUGGGACCCAAGUGAUUUCGGCACCAACUUGUACACGGCCUUCUACCGGGACGAGGGCGCCUGCCGGGCCCUGCUGGGGAACAGCCGUGCCGUGGACUGGGGCCAGGCCUUCCAGAUACAGGGGCUGCAGGAUGGGGUAUACGAGACCAUCAGGGACAUUGCCAGGGCCAGGGGGCUUGAAAUGGAGAUGUAUCCGUACCUGCCGCUGCUGCACCCAGACCCACCUGCCAUGCCCCAGUACCGGCCUAAAGAGGGGCUCAGGCUGGCCCCCGUGUCCCCCGCCCACGCCAUGCUACUCAGCGACACCUGGAUGUUUGGGUGGAACAGCUGGAGCCUGCGCUAUUUGUGCCUCCUGAUCCGCCACUUCCCCAACGCCUGCCUGCUGGCCCCUGAGGGGCCCCCCAUCGCCUGGUCCCUCGUCGACCCGCUGGCUGCCCUGAUGCACGGUUACACGCUCCCGGAGCAGCGCGGCCAGCACCACAUGGCGCCCGUGGUGGGGACGCUGGCGGCUCAGUUGCACGCCCGCGGCUUCCCUGUGUACACUCGGGUGCUGCCCCACAACAAGCCUUCCCUGCGCCACCUGCAACACCUCGGCUUCCGCAUCCUGCCGGGGGUGUUCCACCAGCUGGUGGUGAGGCCUGGGUUCGCCCAGUCCCAGCCAGCCCGUGCCCUGGACUCGGCCCAGGACGCCGCGCCCAGCGCUGGGGGACGGCCGUGCGCCCAAUAGCACGCAGCACAGGGAGAGGCAGAGAAGGGGACACAGGCCAGGGCCCUGCGCCCAGCUCUGGGGGACAGCCAUGCUCUGACUGCCCGUAGCACUGGGGGAGCGGACGGGGACACGGCCCAGCCACUUCCAGGGACCUACUGCUCUGCCGCCCCCACGAAGGGGACACACUGACCAGCCACCAGGGGAGUCAGCUGGCAGCCCUUGGGAAGCCAGGGCCUGGUAGAGGAGACUAGCUCAUGGGCCAUUAUCCCCUGGAGCAGGGCAGAGGCUCAGUAGGGGGCGCUCUCCCCCGGCAGUCAGUGCUGGCUCCAAAGAGAGCAGGGUGAGGGCUCGGCAGGGGGCGCUCUCCGCUCAGGGUGCUGCCCCCAUGCCCUGUGCUGUGGGCUCAGCAGGGGGCGCUCUCCUGCUCCCUUCCCCAGGCAGUUUGUUGCUUGGCUAGGGCUGGGGGUGGGGGUCCCCUUUCCAGGAGCUGUGCCUGGUCUUGCCAAAGCUUUGGUGCAAGCUCCCUUGGGCUGCGACCACAUGUCCCAGCUGUGGGCUACCCCUUACCUCCCCCGUGGUGAUAGGGUGCAGUUGCUGGCCUUGGACGGUUGAUCCGGGGCCAGCAGGAAAGCCAGGCCAGGGCUUGUGUUUAUGAUGGCGCACUACACGUGGGAGGGGAGCGGCUGUAGGACCCCAUCGAAGAGCCCUGCUGGGCCCGAACACAGGGAGGAGCAUCCGCUCUUCUCCCUUUCCCCCAGAAUAGAUGCCCUUGGCAGGCGACGUGGGACUGACCUGCCCUCCGCUAGUCCUAGUGCACAGGCUGCUCCUCCCUGUGUGGCUGGGCCCAGCUGCAGCCCCAGUGAGCUGUGGGGUGGGGGGGGGGGGGGGACCACCCCCACCCCAGCAGACAUGGUAGGCUCUCCUCUCCCUUGCUGGUAGGUCAGUAGCAGUGUGGAGAGGGGGUGGGGCACUCCAGCUCCUUGCAGACCCCAGGGACAUACAUCCCCUUCCUCUCAGCGGGUGGGACAAAGAAUUUUCUGUAAUAGUUUUGAUGUCUGUAUGCCUCAGUUUCCCUCUGUACUUUGCAGCUCAGGGACAGGAAGGGGUGUGUCACAUGGCUGGGGGGCAAGAAGUGGGCGUUCAGGAUCAAAACCAACCCAGAUCAACGGAGGCUCCACAAAGAAGAAGAGUUGGCUUUUGGUGGGACUCAGGAGCUCCCAGCUAGGACUAAAAGAGAUAGAAACAGGAUCCAUUUUUGGGUCUUUGGGUCAUUUUUGGCUUGGCUGGAUGGGGCCCUGGUCUUCACCUUUACUCCUCUGUGCUGCCCUAGGGACCUCCCAGGCCAGGAUCCAGGGGACCAAUAAAACUUGUGCUGUGUGGAAAAGG
Chelonia mydas (Green sea turtle) is the source of this 2793-nucleotide messenger RNA. Its product is annotated as glycine N-acyltransferase-like protein 3. The record is from RefSeq and is a predicted model, not a curated record. Gene Ontology annotation, molecular function: glycine N-acyltransferase activity. The transcript has 6 exons. The coding region runs from base 556 to 1425 and encodes 289 amino acids. Gene Ontology annotation, cellular component: mitochondrion. Lineage: Eukaryota; Metazoa; Chordata; Testudines; Cheloniidae.